Messenger RNA from Thyridium curvatum, 1956 nucleotides. RefSeq lists its product as uncharacterized. The record is from RefSeq and is a predicted model, not a curated record. The transcript has 3 exons. Gene Ontology annotation, biological process: transmembrane transport; metal ion transport. NCBI's taxonomy places the organism in Eukaryota, Fungi, Ascomycota, Sordariomycetes, Thyridiales, Thyridiaceae. Bases 1 to 1956 code for a protein of 651 amino acids. Gene Ontology annotation, molecular function: cobalt ion binding; cobalt ion transmembrane transporter activity; magnesium ion binding. Gene Ontology annotation, cellular component: membrane.
AUGUCUGGCGGCAAUUUCCAAAGGCCGCGGGCCGAGACGGCUCCCACACUGGGAGCUGAUGAGAUUCCGAUCAUAUCAGAUGGGACAGAUGACGCGCCCAAUCUGCCUCGCGGUGCUCUACGAGUGCACUACACUCUCCGUGCCGACGACGAGCGCGCGGCGACCCUGCAGCCGCCGUCAGUCAAUACAACGGGCAUCACUCGCUCCGACACGGAGCUUCACCGUACCAGCUCAACCCCGACCACACAAGGUCUGCGCCGGCGGGGCAACAACAACAACAACAACACACUGCGCACCAUCGAGGACUUCGAGGACUACGAAGAGCGACCUGGCUGGCACCCUGGUGCCGAGCCUGGAGUCGAUGUCUCUAAGCCUGACGGCGGACACGCCUCGAUGCCAACGCUGCAGGCACCGUGUGAUAUCACCGUAGUAGACUUUUCGCGAGAGGACAUGGUCGUGCACCACCUUGACAAUGAGACCAUCGCCGACUUUCUGCAGACACCCGAACCUACCUGGUCCAAGUGUCGGUGGAUCAACGUCAAUGGGCUGAGCUGGGAUGUGAUCCAGGCGCUGGGCAGGAACAAAGGACUGCACAAGCUCGCGAUCGAAGACUUGAUGAACACCAGGAACAGGACCAAGACGGACUGUGAUGGCCACAGGUACUCGAACCACGCAUACAUGGUUCUCACCCUGCAGAAGCUUAUCCGGAGCGAGGAUUACAACUUUGAUUCAUCCGACUCCGAGAGUGAGAGUGACUCAGAUCAUGACGACAAAGGAUCCUCCAAGAGCCGGAGCAGUAACAGCUCCCGCUCUCGCCAUGGCAUUAUCAAACGCACCAGGAAGCUCUUCCGGCGAGCGAAAGCGAAGAAGUCCGCCCUUGAGUCCAAUCUCGAGAAUGGCACCCUCGAGAAGCACGGCGAGGCACCAUACAAGGUACGGCGCGAGACUUCAGCGUCCAACAAGGACUUAUUCAACUCGACCACACCCUUGUCGAAGCAAGUCAAACCUCGCACUCUGCAGCGCUACCAUGCCUCACCCAAUAGCGCACGCACUCUCUACAUGGAGCGGCACUCGGGACUGUCGUCGCGCGGGCUCGCCGUGGCAGCCGAGCAGGUCUCCAUCUUUAUCACCAACGACAAUACCAUCAUCUCCUUCUUCGAGAUGUCGGCUGACGACGUCGAAGCGCCCAUCUUGACUCGUCUGCAGACACACGACACCAUCCUGCGGCAGAGCUGCGACGCCAGCAUGAUUGGCCAGGCCAUCAUCGACGCCAUCAUCGACCUCGCCAUUCCUGUAGCCGCCUGCUAUGGCGACGUCAUCGGGGACCUGGAGCUUGACGUGCUCACGAGGCCUAACGUGGGCCAUACCAAGAGCCUCUACAUCACCAUCUGUGAGAUCAACAAGUUGCUGGCCUUCAUCAACCCUAUCCUCAACCUCAUAAAUGCCCUGCGCGACCACAAGACGGAGCUGUCUCUUAGCGACGGCCACGGCUCAUCCGUGCAGGACGAGACGCUCCGCAAUCCCCUGACAGGCGUCAUCAUCACGCCUAUGACGCACACUUACCUCGGCGACGUCGUCGACCACUGCGUCCUCAUCACCGAGCAGCUCGAGCAGAUCAAGAGCCAGGCCGAGGGCCUUAUUUCGCUCAUCUUUAACACCAUCUCGACCUUCCAGAACGAGUCUAUGAAGCAGCUGACGAUUGUCACCAUUAUCUUUCUGCCCCUGACCUUCCUGACUGGCUAUUUUGGCCAGAACUUUACACCCUUCGACGACCUAAACAAGGGAAUCUCGCACUUCUGGAAACUCGCAGGCCCCAUCAUCGUCGGCACCAUCCUCGUUCUCAUGCGCGACAUUAUCUACCAGUCGGCCAAGUCGGCGAUACAGCAUCGCCACAUAGUGUACCUGCGCAAGAACCGGUUGAGAGGCAUGCGGAAGAAGAGGUCAGCGCGGAGGUGA